Molecule: messenger RNA, 8441 nt
Organism: Oncorhynchus kisutch (coho salmon)
Lineage: Eukaryota; Metazoa; Chordata; Actinopteri; Salmoniformes; Salmonidae
Product: lysosomal alpha-glucosidase-like
Exons: 21
Coding region: 136-3042 (968 amino acids)
Biological process (GO): carbohydrate metabolic process
Molecular function (GO): carbohydrate binding; alpha-1,4-glucosidase activity
Source: RefSeq, a predicted model, not a curated record
CCUGAGAGAACAACAACUUGUUUAUGGAAGGAGAGACGACGGCAUGCUAGACACGUUUUCAAAAAACCUACAUCGAGGGAACGUGUAUUAUUAUUAUUCAUUUUAUUAGUGAAAAACCCGAAACAAACAGCUGAGAUGGUGUCUUAUAAGCGACUGAGCCCAGAGGAUGUCCAGUUCACCAACGCUGCUGCUUCAGAGGAGGCUCCUGUACGGGAGGAGGGGAAGGACCCAGAGGAGACAGAGCGCCCCCUGCUGCCCCGGAGGCCCUCCUGUUCUGCCACCACGGCCCUCAUCUCCCUGGGCUCCCUGCUGCUCCUGGUCUGUGGCCUCUGGCUUCUGGUGACCAUCUUCUGGCUCCAAGCCCCCUCCAACAGCGUCCCCCACAGGGCCCCGCCGCCCAGGGGCUCCCCAGGGACGGGUGGGGGAGACGGGGGUAGAGCCCUACCAGAGCCCCAGGCUUGUGGAGUGGUCCCAGAGGCCUGGAGGUUUGACUGCUACCCAGAGAGAGGGGUGGUGGUGACCAGGGAGUUGUGUGAGGCGAGGAACUGUUGCUUCAUCCCUGCCUCCUCCUCCCCCCCUGCCCUGGGGAGGAACGGUGUUCCCUGGUGUUUCUACCCUCCUGGGUUCCCCUCCUACUCCCUGGUGUCUGUUAACGCCACAGACUUGGGUCAGACGGGAACUCUGGUGAAGACGGUGAAGACCUACUACCCUAAAGACAUUCUGACCUUACAGCUGGGGCUCCUCUAUGAGACAGACAACAGGCUCCGAGUCAGGAUCACCGACCCGUCUGAGUCGCGGUUCGAGGUGCCAAUCGCCGUGCCCAAGGCCACAGAGAAGGCCUCUAGUCCCGCCUACUCUGUGGAGCUGUCCAAUGAGCCGUUUGGCAUCAUCGUUAAGAGAACUUCCACAGGAGCUGUGCUCCUCAACACCACGGUAGCUCCUCUGUUCUACUGUGACCAGUUCCUCCAGCUGUCCAGCAGUCUGUCCAGUCAGUACAUCUAUGGGCUGGGAGAACACCGCUCCUCCUUCCUACACGACAUCCACUGGAACACCCUCACCAUGUGGGCUAGAGACGUGGCGCCCACGGAGCUGACUAACCUGUACGGGGUUCAUCCCUUCUACCUGGCGAUGGAUGAGGGAGGGACGGGGACAGCACAUGGAUUCUUCCUGCUCAACAGCAACGCGAUGGACGUGGUCCUCCAGCCGGGCCCUGCCAUCACCUGGCGUACCAUCGGUGGGAUCCUGGACUUCUACGUCUUUCUGGGUCCCGAUCCGACCUCUGUGAUUGGACAGUAUUUGGAGGUCGUAGGUUACCCCGCCAUGCCGGUCUACUGGGCGCUGGGCUACCAUCUCUGUCGCUGGGGUUACGGAAGUAGCAAUGCCACCUGGGACGUCGUCAAGAACAUGAGGAACUAUGGAAUACCUCAGGAUGUACAGUGGAAUGAUAUAGACUACAUGGACCGUUCUCUAGACUUCACCUUUGACCCCACGGCCUUUUCGACCCUGCCUGACAUGGUGAAAGACCUGCACAGCCACGGACAGCGCUACGUCAUGAUGCUGGACCCAGGUAUCAGCAGUGUCCAGCCAGAAGGAGGGUACUGGCCGUAUGACGAAGGUCUGAGGAGAGGAGUCUUCAUCAACCACACAGAUGGAAGCACACUCAUCGGGAAGGUGUGGCCAGGUCUGACAGCGUUUCCUGAUUUCUCUGACGAUGUGACCCAUGAGUGGUGGUACGACAAUCUCAAGAGGUUCCACGACAAAGUUCCCUUCGACGGACUCUGGAUCGACAUGAACGAGCCAUCUAGCUUCGUGGACGGGUCGACCGUUGGUUGUCCUGACACCGAGCUGGAGAACCCUCCGUACACACCUGGUAUAUUAGGGGGGUUGUUGAGGGCUAAGACUCUGUGUGCCUCUGCUGUCCAGAAGACCUCGUCUCACUACAACAUGCACAGCCUGUAUGGACUUCUAGAAGCUAAGGCCUCGGCACGGUCAGUACGACACAUACACACUCUGAAGAGAGCGUUUGUGAUCUCUCGCUCCACCUUCCCCAGUCAAGGCCAAUACUCUGGACACUGGCUAGGAGACAACAGGAGUCACUGGAAGGACAUGUACACCUCGAUAGCAGGUAUGUUAACCUUUAACCUCCUGGGUGUUCCCCUGGUGGGGGCUGAUAUCUGUGGCUUCAGUGAGCAGACUGAGGAGGAGCUGUGUGUCCGCUGGACUCAGCUAGGAGCCUUCUACCCUUUCACACGCAACCACAACUCUAUCGACCAGAAGCCUCAGGACCCCCCAGCGUUCAGCCCUGCAGCCCGUUCAGCCAUGAAACAGUCUCUGCUGCUCCGCUCCUCUCUGUUCCCUCUGCUCUACACGCUGUUCCACCGCGCACACACACACGGACACACCGUCGCUCGCCCUCUGCUGUUCGAGUUCCCCAAGGAUGUGAGAACGUAUGGGAUAGACAGACAGUUCCUAUGGGGGAAGAGUUUGAUGGUGACACCAGUAUUAGAUCCAGGUGUGGACUAUGUUGUGGGCUACUUCCCUCAGGGUCUCUGGUACGACUACUACACGGGUGAUUCUAUCCGUAGUAAAGGAGAAGAGUUGAGGCUCAAGGCUCCUCUAGAGCAUAUCAACCUUCACCUGAGAGAAGGAGCUGUCAUACCUACACAGCGUCCCAACACAACCCUGUUUGUGAGCAGUGGUCAGCCGCUCCACCUCGUGUCCAGUCUGUCUGAAGACGGCUCGGCCGGAGGAGAACUGUUCUGGGACGACGGAGAGAGCAUCGACACCUUUGAGACAGACCAGUACGCUCACGUAGUGUUCACUGUGGUGAAGAACACGAUGACAUCGGAGGUGCUGCACGACCACGUGGAGGCUUCCUACAUCACCGUGGAAACAGCCUCCUUCUAUGGCGUGAAGAUGGAGCCUACCAGGGUUAUGGUCAACUCCCAUGAUGCUGCAUUCACCUACAGAGCCAAUCAGGUGUUGACUGUAACAGAUCUGGGAUUGAAUCUCAGCCAGAACUUCACCAUCAGUUGGAUCUAGCAGCUUUUCCCCCAAAAUUGGGAAUUCCGACCUUUUGGAAUGUUGAUGGUUUUUCCUUCCCUGACCGUCUCUACUGCUUUACGCCCCACGUCCGUGACCCAAAUGGCACCCUAUUCCCUAUAUAGUGUACUACCAGGGCUCAAAACACGCUCACUGUAGGACACACUAUAUGUUGCUCCGGGUGGGAUUGAAUCCUGACCUGAACCAUUAGAUACUAACCUAACUACUGAUCUAGGACCAGAUUACCCUCCUACAAUCCUAACCUGAACCAUUAGAUACUAACCUAGGACCAGAUUACCAUCCUACAAUCCUAACCUGAACCAUUAGAUACCAACCUAACCACUGAUCUAGGACCAGAUUACCCUCCUACAAUCCUAACCUGAACCAUUAGAUACUAACCUAGGACCAGAUUACCCUCCUACAAUCCUAACCUGAACCAUUAGAUACUAACCUAGGACCAGAUUACCCUCCUACAAUCCUAACCUGAACCAUUAGAUACUAACCUAGGACCAGAUUACCCUCCUACAAUCCUAACCUGAACCAUUAGACUGUCUGAGUCUAGUUGAUGAUCCCUGGUCUAGGGGACUACUACUUCCUCCCUGUCUGAAUCUAGUUGAUGAUCCCUGGUCUAGGGGACUACUACUUCCUCCCUGUCUGAAUCUAGUUGAUGAUCCCUGGUCUAGGGGACUACUACUUCCUCCCUGUCUGAAUCUAGUUGAUGAUCCCUGGUCUAGGGGACUACUACUUCCUCCCUGUCUGAGUCUAGUUGAUGAUCCCUGGUCUAGGGGACUACUUCCUCCCUGUCUGAGUCUAGUUGAUGAUCCCUGGUCUAGGGGAUGACUUCCUCCCUGUCUGAAUCUAGUUGAUGAUCCCUGGUCUAGGGGACUACUACUUCCUCCCUGUCUGAGUCUAGUUGAUGAUCCCUGGUCUAGGGGACUACUACUUCCUCCCUGUCUGAGUCUAGUUGAUGAUCCCUGGUCUAGGGGACUACUUCCUCCCUGUCUGAAUCUAGUUGAUGAUCCCUGGUCUAGGGGACUACUUCCUCCCUGUCUGAAUCUAGUUGAUGAUCCCUGGUCUAGGGGACGACUUCCUCCCUGUCUGAAUCUAGUUGAUGAUCCCUGGUCUGGGGGCUACUACUUCCUCCCUGUCUGAAUCUAGUUGAUGAUCCCUGGUCUAGGGGACUACUACUUCCUCCCUGUCUGAAUCUAGUUGAUGAUCCCUGGUCUAGGGGGCUACUACUUCCUCCCUGUCUGAGUCUAGUUGAUGAUCUCUGGUCUAGGGGGCUACUACUUCCUCCAUGUCUGAAUCUAGUUGAUGAUCCCUGGUCUAGGGGACUACUACUUCCUCCCUGUCUGAGUCUAGUUGAUGAUCCCUGGUCUAGGGGACUACUACUUCCUCCCUGUCUGAAUCUAGUUGAUGAUCCCUGGUCUAGGGGACUACUUCCUCCCUGUCUGAAUCUAGUUGAUGAUCCCUGGUCUAGGGGGCUACUUCCUCCCUGUCUGAAUCUAGUUGAUGAUCCCCUGGUCUAGGGGACUACUACUUCCUCCCUGUCUGAGUCUAGUUGAUGAUCCCCUGGUCUAGGGGACUACUUCCUCCCUGUCUGAAUCUAGUUGAUGAUCCCUGGUCUAGGGGACUACUACUUCCUCCCUGUCUGAAUCUAGUUGACGAUCCCCUGGUCUAGGGGACGACUUCCUUCCUGUCUGCUGUAACUGCCAAAAAUAGUCUGUCCCAAAUACCACCCUAUUCCCUAUAGUGUACUACUAAUGACCAGGGCCCUUGUGUAUAUAGGGUAUAGGGGGCCAUUUGGGACAGGUAUAGUCUCUGUGAAGCUUUAUAGUGGUGGUGAUAGUAUUUUUUUCCCCCAUGUGACAGGUAGGCCUACAUUUACUGAGGCACAGCCUACGCUACAGUAAUAUAAAGACUGAAUAAGCGUCUCAUUGACCCAUCUCUAGCUGGCUUUCAGGGUCACCUUGUUUUUUUAAUUGUAAAGAUUUGUCAUUUUUAUUGCGGCUGCAGAGUUUUAAAACCGCUUGUCACUCGAAUAUCGUUGCUUUAAAUCAACUAAAUGUUAUGAAAGGUAUUUAUCAGCCUGUUAAUUAUACGUAAGGCCCUAUUAUUAUAUUACCAAAGUUAGAAUAAAAUCAGCUCGCCUCUACUAUAUAUAUAUGUAUACUAGCUGCAUGUCUCUUCCAGCUGUAUCAUGGUUUGAACAAUGUGAUUCCAGUCCAUAUAAUAUACAGUAUAGUAAUACAGUUCACACUCAACAAGCCUCCUGGAGCGAGUUUCAUUUAUUUACCCAACAGAGGACAUAGCUGGCUACAUCUAUGGGCUUUUCUGUUUUUCUGUCGUGCAUGUAUGUAUUGGAUAACGGCACAAUAUUUUGGACUGUUUUGGGGCUUGGGCUCAUGAAAUGUCUUUAAUGUAGGGCUCAUUAAAUGUCUUUAAUGUAGGGCUCAGUAAAUGUCUUUAAUGUAGGGCUCAGUAAAUGUCUUUAAUGUAGGGCUCAGUAAAUGUCUUUAAUGUAGGGCUCAUGAAAUGUCUUUAAUGUAGGGCUCAUUAAAUGUCUUUAAUGUAGGGCUCAUUAAAUGUCUUUAAUGUAGGGCUCAUUAAAUGUCUUUAAUGUAGGGCUCAUUAAAUAUCUUUAAUGUAGGGCUCAUGAAAUGUCUUUAAUGUAGGGCUCAUGAAAUGUCUUUAAUGUAGGGCUCAUGAAAUGUCUUUAAUGUAGGGCUCAUGAAAUGUCUUUAAUGUAGGGCUCAUGAAAUGUCUUUAAUGUAGGGCUCAUUAAAUGUCUUUAAUGUAGGGCUCAUUAAAUGUCUUUAAUGUAGGGCUCAUGAAAUGUCUUUAAUGUAGGGCUCAUGAAAUGUCUUUAAUGUAGGGCUCAUGAAAUGUCUUUAAUGUAGGGCUCAUGAAAUGUCUUUAAUGUAGGGCUCAUGAAAUGUCUUUAAUGUAGGGCUCAUGAAAUGUCUUUAAUGUAGGGCUCAGUAAAUGUCUUUAAUGUAGGGCUCAGUAAAUGUCUUUAAUGUAGGGCUCAGUAAAUGUCUUUAAUGUUGGGCUCAUCAGGCUUGAAUUUUUUAAUCAAAGCUCUAAUCAAAUCCAGACAGGCCUGUUUUUAUGCUCUAUAAUGCUUUUGAAGGACCGUUCCAGUUUGGACUGGAAAUGCCAGUUUAGUCGGUAGGAAAGUGAUUUAUUCUCAGGAUGGAACAUUUUGUGAAAUACGUUGAAAAUAUUCAACCGUGAGCCAGAUGCCAGCAUUAGUUUUGAAAGGCCUCCUGUGUAUUUUACUGGUUAGGUAGUAAAAUAUGAAGUCUAGUCGUUCUGCCACUGGUCGUUAUUACAGUCAAGAGCCAACUUUUAUUUAGCUGUUUUCAUUUCUCAGAGGAAAGGUGAAGAUGUGCAAUUAAAAGGAGAGGAACUUUUCUUUCCCUCAGAACAAGACUAGAAUGGGGUGAGAUGGAUGUUUGUGUCUUUGGGGAGUUUCGUGAUAAUAAUCCGUGAUUGUUGUUAUUGAUACUGAUAUGUACAUAUUGUUGUUGACAAGCUUGUUUGCACUGAAUCAGGACAUAUUGAAGGUACAGGGAAGUGCCUUACGAAUGAUCAAACUGUCUCUUCUACAGCUCUGUUUUAACUCUGUUCUAGAAUGAUAGUUUCAGAGCACCUCUAGAACAGCUGUUUUACCUGUGUUCUAGAAUGAUAGUUUCAGAACACCUCUAGAACAGCUCUGUUUUAACUGUGUUCUAGAAUGAUAGUUUCAGAACACCUCUAGAACAGCUCUGGUUUAACUGUGUUCUAGAAUGAUAGUUUCAGGACACCUCUAGAACAGCUCUGUUUUAACUCUGUUCUAGAAUGAUAGUUUCAGAACACCUCUAGAACACCUCUGUUUUAACUGUGUUCUAGAAUGAUAGUUUCAGAACACCUCUAGAACAGCUCUGUUUUAACUGUGUUCUAGAAUGAUAGUUUCAGAACACCUCUAGAACACCUCUGUUUUAACUGUGUUCUAGAAUGAUAGUUUCAGGACACCUCUAGAACAGCUCUGUUUUAACUCUGUUCUAGAAUGAUAGUUUCAGAACACCUCUAGAACAGCUCUGUUUUAACUGUGUUCUAGAAUGAUAGUUUCAGAACACCUCUAGAACAGCUCUGUUUUAACUGUGUUCUAGAAUGAUAGUUUCAGAACACCUCUAGAACAGCUCUGUUUUAACUGUGUUCUAGAAUGAUAGUUUCAGAACACCUCUAGAACAGCUCUGUUUUAACUGUGUUCUAGAAUGAUAGUUUCAGAACACCUCUAGAACAGCUCUGGUUUAACUGUGUUCUAGAAUGAUAGUUUCAGAACACCUCUAGAACAGCUCAGUUUUAACUGUGUUCUAGAAUGAUAGUUCCAGAACACCUCUAGAACAGCUCUGUUUUAACUGUGUUCUAGAAUGAUAGUUUCAGAACACCUCUAGAACAGCUCUGUUUUAACUGUGUUCUAGAAUGAUAGUUUCAGAACACCUCUACACAUCUACAUUGUUCUAAAACUAGAAUUCUAGUUAGUUUGUUUUCUAACUUCUUUACUGUGACUCUAAAACAGGGUCUUUCUCUCUAAAACAAUGAGAUUAAAGUAUUGUCAGGCUUUCUCAGACAUACAACUGCCUUUUGCUAAAUAAUGAGGAUUGUAGUUUGACAUUUGAAGCAUUAUGGAAACGUUUGCCCUUUGAAAUUGAUUGGUAGAAAUUGAUUGGUUGAAAGUGAUUGGUUGAAAUUGAUUGGUUGAAAGUGAUUGGUUGAAAUGUUGUUUGACAAAUGUGUUUAUUUGUCCUGUUCUAUUCAAGCGGUAUAAUGAAAACUGUGGAAGGGAAGACUGGCCUUAUGUUGGCCGGUUCUGCCAGUUGGGUGUAUCUAUCUGGCAUGAAUAAUGACUGGCCUUGUAUUGGCCGGUUCUGCCAGUUGGGUGCAUCUAUCUGGCAUGAAUAAUGACUGGCCUUGUGUUGGCCGGUUCUGCCAGUUGGGUGUAUCUAUCUGGCAUGAAUAAUGACUGGCCUUGUGUUGGCCGGUUCUGCCAGUUGGGUGCAUCUAUCUGGCAUGAAUAAUGACUGGCCUUAUGUUGGGUGUAUCUAUCUGGCAUGAAUAAUGACUGGCCUUGUGUUGGCCGGUUCUGCCAGUUGGGUGUAUCUAUCUGGCAUGAAUAAUGACUGGCCUUGUAUUGGCCGGUUCUGCCAGUUGGGUGCAUCUAUCUGGCAUGAAUAAUGACUGGCCUUGUAUUGGCCGGUUCUGCCAGUUGGGUGUAUCUAUCUGGCAUGAAUAAUGACUGUUGAUGCUGUAAUGCCCACCUCUCGAUUUCCAUUUGUGUUAUGUUGAACGGGGACAUUCUCAGACAGAUGCUCGUUUCAAAUGAUGCCUUGAUUAAACAUGAAUCCUGACUCCCA